This is a messenger RNA of Liolophura sinensis, 385 nucleotides long. RefSeq names its product flavohemoprotein-like. Gene Ontology annotation, molecular function: oxygen binding; heme binding. Bases 8 to 265 code for a protein of 85 amino acids. The transcript is spliced from 2 exons. Lineage: Eukaryota; Metazoa; Mollusca; Polyplacophora; Chitonida; Chitonidae. The record is from RefSeq and is a predicted model, not a curated record.
CUUGGGUAUGGUCGUGGACCACCUUGACAACCUGGAAGAUGUUGUGCCAAUCCUGAAGCAGCUUGGUGGUCGCCAUGGCACCCAGGGCUACAACAUUCCACAGGAAUACUUUCCCUACCUGGGACGUGCCAUGAACGACAAAAUGGAAUCAACCGUGUCUACCUUCAACAAAACCACGGAAAAUGCCUGGAAUGAGCUGUACUCCUGGGUGACAGACCAGAUCACCGCCGGCCAGAAGGAAUACACUGCCGACCAGGCCAAGUAAACCGUUGCCAGCAGCACCACAACUACAGGAAAUGCUCUCCCAUACAAAGGCUACAAGACCGGAAACGGACAUGGACAAGGCUUGAAAACUAAUGAACUGUAGGCCUACGCUAAAACCCGC